AUGCCUGCCAGAUUUCCCUCCGAGAUCAAAGACGCCUCGCCGCUGGGCCAGCCCUUGAAGUUCGAGUUCAGCGGCAAGACCGCCCCCAACCGAUUCCUCAAGGCCGCCAUGACCGAGCGUCUGUCGUCGUGGGACCCGGUCAACCUGGAGAAACGGGGCGUACCGUCCCAGGAACUCAUCCGGGUCUACCAGCGCUGGGGGGAAGGCGGGUUCGGGGUGAUUCUGACGGGGAAUAUCAUGGUCGACUAUAAGAGUUUGGAAGCUCCGGGAAACCCCAUCAUUCCGCCAGGAGCCCCCUUCGAGGGAGCCCGCUUCGAGGCAUUCAAGGAACUCGCCAGCCAAGGGAAAGCUCACGGAAGUCUGAUCGUGGGCCAGGUCAGCCAUCCGGGCCGUCAAGUCGAACAGAGACUCGAGCCCAAUCCCAUCUCAGCCAGCGAUGUUCAACUGGAAGGAGAAGUCAUGGGCAUGAGAUUCGCGAAGCCCCGUGCCGCCACGCAGGAAGAUAUCAAGGACAUCAUCAACCGUUUCACCCAUGCUGCCGAGUAUCUAGCCAAGGCGGGCUACGAUGGAAUCCAACUUCAUGGUGCUCACGGCUACCUCUUGGCCCAAUUUCUCAGUCAGACGACCAACAAGAGAACCGACCAAUACGGUGGCUCUUUGCAAAACCGUGCGAGGCUCAUCCUCGAGAUCGCACAGUCCAUUCGCAAGAAGCUGCCCGCCUCGUCGGGCUUCGUGCUGGGAAUCAAGAUCAACUCUGUCGAAUUCCAGGAGGGCGGAUUCACCGCCGACGAAGCGAAAGAACUUUGCGUGCUGCUCGAGCAGAACGAGUUCGAUUUCGUGGAGCUGUCGGGUGGUACGUAUCAGUCCCUCGCAUUUGUCCACAAACGGGAGUCGACCAGGAAGAGGGAAGCUUUUUUCCUCGAGUUUGCCGAAAAGAUCGCUCCCGGGCUGAAGAAAACCAAGACGUAUGUCACCGGCGGCUUCCGAACCCUGGACGGUAUGGUCAACGCAUUGAAGACGGUCGAUGGCGUCGGACUGGGUCGACCGGCGUGCCAGGAGUUCCAUAUGGGCAAAGACCUGCUGGAGGGCAAGAUCGUCGGGGCCAUCAAUCAGAAGGUCGAUCAGGACAACUUUGGUCUCCACACCGUCAUUGCCGGCUCACAGAUGAAGCAAGUUGGGAGAGGCCAAGAGCCGAUCGACAUGUCGGUGCAAGAAAACGUCGACGCCUUCAUGAAAGAUAUGGGUGCCUGGGCUCAGAAAAUGGCUUCGGGCGACGCCAGCAACUAUGGAUACGUCGACAUCGAGUCUGCCCAAGCCAGGCCGUAUGGCACCACUGCAGCAUAG
Messenger RNA from Fonsecaea erecta, 1344 nucleotides. RefSeq lists its product as hypothetical. The record is from RefSeq and is a predicted model, not a curated record. The transcript has 3 exons. Gene Ontology annotation, molecular function: FMN binding; oxidoreductase activity. Lineage: Eukaryota; Fungi; Ascomycota; Eurotiomycetes; Chaetothyriales; Herpotrichiellaceae. Bases 1 to 1344 code for a protein of 447 amino acids.